CGCGGGCCUCGCCGCCUCGCUGGGCGCGGCGGCCUCCGCCGCGCCGCCCCCGGCGGCCGACCCGCUGGUUCUCCGGGACCCCGUGGCGCCGCCGGCGACGCCGCCCUGGCUGUCGGUCUGCUCGGCCUUGGACUGCCCGCCGACGCGGGCGUCGGCAACGGCCGUCUCCACCGCCGCGGCCGUCGCGCCGACGCCGCUGCCGCGGCCGUCGGACGCGUCGGAGCAGGCGGCGCCAGAGGCCGCGGCGGGCGCGCCCGACGGGGCCCCGCUGGAGCGGCCACCGGGCCGCUUCACGGCGCGCCGCCGCCCGCGGGACGGCUGGGAGGACGCCCCGUCAGGCUUAGCCAAUCCGCCGGGCCGCCUGCUGGGGGCCGUAGCCGCUGGCGGCGGCGACCCCCUCUGCUUCGGCGGGGCGAGGGAAGACCCGGCGCUGAACUUCGAGAGCCUCAUCGCCUUCCAGCACCUGGCGGCCUUGGAGGAGGCGGUGAGCAGCGGCGCCGCGCUCGACGGGCGCCUGCCGCUGCUGCCGCAGCGCCCCGCCCCUGGCCCGCGCGGCGGCCGCGG
This is a messenger RNA of Prorocentrum cordatum, 564 nucleotides long. The record is from the annotation of a GenBank genome assembly. NCBI's taxonomy places the organism in Eukaryota, Dinophyceae, Prorocentrales, Prorocentraceae.